This is a messenger RNA of Cotesia glomerata, 1358 nucleotides long. RefSeq lists its product as uncharacterized. The coding region runs from base 1 to 1254 and encodes 417 amino acids. The transcript is spliced from 4 exons. NCBI's taxonomy places the organism in Eukaryota, Metazoa, Arthropoda, Insecta, Hymenoptera, Braconidae. The record is from RefSeq and is a predicted model, not a curated record.
AUGGAUCAUUUGAAAGUAUGGGAAAAAGAUGUUGAACAUGGUGGAACUAAAUUUGAUAAAUAUCAUGUGAUUGAUUCUUGGACGUAUGACCGCUUCGUCGAGGCAAGACAAAAUUAUCAACAAGUGACUACACGAAAUUUGCAGCAAUGGGCUUUAGCUGCAGCCAGCCAGUUUCCUAAUCUUCAAUUUACAGCGUCCGACCCAUGGGUAAAAAAAUUUAAACAAAGACACAACAUUCGUCAACGCAAAAUUACAAAAUUUGUAACAGACAAAGAAGUUCACACCAUGCCAGAAAUUAUCGCCUCUGCAGAAAUGUUUCGCAUUCAAACAAAACAAUUGAUAUCUAACUUCGAUAGUGACUUCGUUAUUAAUACAGAUCAAACAGGAUGUCAAUACCAAUCAAUGUUUAAUAGGACACUGACGGAAAAAGGAAGCAAAACAGUGUUUGCAAAAGUACAAGACAUGACCAAGGUGUCACACUCAUAUACUGCACAAUAUAGCAUAACAUUAUCUGGAAAAUUACUACCACAUGUUUUUAUUUGUUUGCAAGAGCCUACAGGUGAUUUUGGGCCAAGAAUAAAGAAAAAGGGGUUUCCCGAUAUUAUUGGAGCAAUUGAUGGAUGUCAUAUUGAAAUUUUGCAACCACCAGGUAACGCUAACGAUUAUUAUAAUCGAAAAGAGAAACAUUCCAUAAUAUUACAAGGUACAUGUGAUGAUAAGGAAAAAUUCAUAGACGUUCUAAUUGGAAGACCAGGGAGAGCACACGAUGCGUCUGUUUUUAGAUCUUAUACUUUAUUCACCCGACUAACAGAUGCUGAAAAUCCCCAAUUACAGCCUAACCAGCAUAUACUAGGUGAUGCUGCGUAUCCAUUAAUGAUGAAUCUUUUAACGCCUUUUAAAGACAAUGGUCAUCUCACUAGACGUCAAGUCAAUUAUAAUAUCAAACAUGCGUCAUCUCGAUCAAUAAUCGAACGCGCGUUUGGUUUAUUAAAAGGAAAAUUUCGUAGACUACAAUACUUAAACGUUGAGUCUGUUGAAAUGGCCAUCAAAAUGGUUUCUGCAGCAUGUACUUUGCACAAUUUCAUUUUAAUUCAAGGAGAUGUAAAUGUUGGGAACAAUUUUCCAGGCCAAAAUAUUAAUAAUAAUAACAAUAUUGAUAACAAUGAUGCAAUGGAAAUUGAUGUAAAUGUAGAAGAGGAAAAUGAAAAUGCCGAUGCAAGUGCAAAGCAAAAUGACAUCAUGGAUUCUAUGUAAGUUACAGAAGAUUAAUAGUUGGGCGAUUCUCUUUAAAGACGUCUUAAAUCUGUACAAAAUUCUCGACCAAAUUAUUUCUGAUUUUAUUAGAAAAAAAAAUUAAC